Messenger RNA from Rana temporaria (common frog), 3259 nucleotides. It is a transcript of the gene TMEM121B, whose product is annotated as transmembrane protein 121B. Bases 1564 to 2562 code for a protein of 332 amino acids. The record is from RefSeq and is a predicted model, not a curated record. NCBI's taxonomy places the organism in Eukaryota, Metazoa, Chordata, Amphibia, Anura, Ranidae. The transcript has a single exon.
GCGGCUCUCACCGUCUCUCUCCUGCGGAGGUUUGGCGCUGCUCAUCAUCAUCAUCAUCCUGAUUGCUGAGAUUGGGGGCCCGUGACACCUCCCGAAGCCCCCUUAUCCUGCAUCUGCCGCCAACCGAGAGCCUUCCAGCACGGGAUGUCACAUCGGCCUCCUCGCACAGCAGCUAGCAGCCUCCCUGGGUGUCACCCCCUCCUCCAAUACUGCACCCCCAGGUCAGUGCACCCCCCCAGUACACUCCAAUCCGGGCUCCUCCGCCGGGAGAGGGGUGCUGAGCCUACUAACUCCUAUCGCUGCCCUACUGGUGGGCUGUCAUACCUCCUAUAGAUUCUAUACACCUCCACCUCUCUUACUACACUUCCUAUACCCCCCUGUACCACUAUAACCACCACCCCCCCUGUAGAUUCUGUACCCCCUGCACCAAUCACCCUGCUGCCACCCCCUAUAUAUCCUAUACCCCUGUACCCUGCUGUCACCCCCUAUAGAUCAUAUACACCCUGCUGUAAACCCCUAUAGAUACUAUACCCCUUGCACGCUGCUGUCAAACCCCCUAUAGAUCAUACACCCCUAUAGAUCUCAUACCUCCUGCUGCCCCACCCCCUAUAGAUCCCAUACCCCCUGCACCCAUCACUAUGCUGUCACACAUUCUAUAGAUCCUAUAUCCCCUGCACCCAUCACCAUGCUGUUACACCCCCUAUAGAUCCCAUACCUCCUGCUGUCACACCCUCUAUAGAUCCCAUACCUCCUGCUGUCACACCCCCUAUAGCUCCUAUACCCCCUGCACCCAUCACUAUGCUGUCACACAUUCUAUAGAUCCUAUACCCCCUGCACCCAUCACCCUGCUGUCACACCCUCUAUAGAUCCCAUACCUCCUGCUGUCACACCCUCUAUAGAUCCCAUACCUCCUGCUGUCACACCCCCUAUAGCUCCUAUACCCCCUGCACCCAUCACUAUGCUGUCACACAUUCUAUAGAUCCUAUACCUCCUGCUGUCACACCCUCUAUAGAUCUUAUACCUCCUGCACCCAUCACCCUGCAUUCACACAUCCUAUAGAUCUUAUACCACCGUUAUCUUGCACUGUGCUGUCACACCUCUUGUAGAUUCUAUACGCUCUGCACCACUCUAUCCUAUCGCAUCUCCUAUAUAUUUUUAACCCCUCCAUCUCUCAACCUACUUACAAUACCUCCUAUAAAUCACAAAUACACCCCUCAUCAAUAUACCAAGUCUCACUUCUUAUAGAUACUAAGCCCCUGCAUACAUCACAGAUGCUCUCUGCACCUGUCAGCGUGCUACAUCCUGAUUCGUUGCCAGCUGUACUAUACCAUAACUGCCCUUUAUAUUAGAUUUUUGCCAUCAUGCCUGACCCUUGAGUUAAAGAACAUAUUUUAAGGGCCAGGGCCCUUUCCCUUGUUCUGGUGGAACUUUGCUAUAGUGUCCCAAUUUCAUCUUGAGAUAGCACUAUCAUCCGGCACCCUGCCCCCACCACUCUCCCCCCUGCCCGUGGCCCCCUCGUGCCCCCCCUCCUUGGACUCAUCCUCCACCUCUUCCACUCUGGGGAUGACUGCCGGGGAGUUUGCACAUGGGGGCCCAGGGAGGCUGCCACGAGGGGGCCCUGGCUGUGCUGUGCGUGGCUGCUACAAGAUGCUGUCUGUGUUGCUGUUGCUGGCUCAGGGCGCACUGCUGGACCUCUACCUGAUUGCUGGCACGGACUUGUACUGGUGCUCCUGGAUUGCCACUGACCUGGUGGUGGUAGCUGGAUGGGGGAUAUUCUACUCCAAAAACAGCAGAGGCCAAAGAGCAUUCCAGGGCUCGCUCAGCUCCUCGGGCUAUGGUCAAGUCCAAAGGCCCAAGAAAGGCCAGUUUGCUUAUAGUCACCUGGCUUGGCUCAUCUAUGCCAUCGCCUUCACGCCCAAAGUGGUCUUGAUACUUUGCACCCCAAUACUGGAUCAGAUCGAGGCCGGUGUACCCCUGGGAAGCACUGGGUUCCGGCUUACAGUCUCGCUCUCAGUUCCUCUGCUCUGGGCAUUAGUCCGCUCAUUGAGUGUCGAUCCACGCGGAUGGCAGCACCAGAGAGCUACUGGCUACCUCAUGGCCUCCUGUUUGGACCUACUGGAUAGCUAUGCCCUCUUGGAACCCAUGUUGGAAGGCAAACUACCCCUCAUGCCUUUCAUCCGUUACCCAUUACUGGCUGUAUACUUUGUGGCAUUGGCAUCACCAGUCCUGUGGUUGUCCGAGCUGGACUCAGGAGCCCCCCCUGGCUGCUGUCGUCUCUUCCUUCGCCUCCUCUGUGGCACUAUGGUGGAUGGCCCUCUCCUGGCAGUCCGGUGCUUCUUGAUGCUAAGCUCGCCCAACCGACCCUUCUCCGUUUUUAUGCUGAAAAAUGUAUUUUUUUUGGUCUGCCGCUGGCUGGAGGUCCUCGAGCUCUGCUGCCUUCUCAGCACCCCAGAGCCAGGCCUUGCAGACCGACCACCGGGACAGUUCAGCCACUGUGUCUCUGAAAAUGAUAUGGGGCCUCACGCCUACGUCAACACAUUGGCCGUGACAUCGCAGAGCUAAACUUGAACAGAGCACAGGCCCCCCACAAUGGACCCUUUUUGUUUUUUGUACUUCAACUGCCAACACUGCCAAGAAAACAUCAAGACUCAUCAAGGAAAAACUACGUUACCAUUUGGUAUUUUUAUUACAAGAAAAAAAUCAGGUGUAAAUUUUUUUUUUUUUUUAAACCAGUGUUGAUAAGCUCAAAGGUCCAACCCUUAAAAAAAAUUGUUCUGUAGGUGAUUUAUUUACCUGAAGUUCUCCUUUCUCUGCAAAUAACUCACUUCAAUAUUCUAGUAUCAGGAUUUGUUCACUGUGUAUGUAAUUGAUGUUUACAUGGGUGGUAUCAAAACAGGACGAUAAAUACACAGACCUCCUUUGUUAGGCACUGCCAAAUUAAUAGAUACCGUACAUUUUGGGGUUGUACAAUUUGGUAAGGGAGAAGUCUGGUGGUCUUCACCUGUUGGGAAAUAUAUUUCAGCAUCUUUGUGAGGGUUCUCAGUCACCAUGUCACAUUCAACUGGACUUGGUCUGUAAUGUAGAUAAUCUUUCGAAACUUCCAAGUGAGCGUCCUCAGCGGAGAAUGCUUCUGAGAUAAAUAGAUAAAGGUCUUCAACAUCAGGAAAGAAGGCCAGUUGAAUGAGACUAAUGCCUCGUACACACGAUCGGAAUUUCCGAUGGAAAAAGUCUGACAAACUUUUUCCAUCGGAAAUUCUCA